Messenger RNA from Penicillium brasilianum, 1280 nucleotides. The record is from the annotation of a GenBank genome assembly. Lineage: Eukaryota; Fungi; Ascomycota; Eurotiomycetes; Eurotiales; Aspergillaceae.
CCGCCAGCUCUCGAUCUCGAACUCAAAUAUCAUCAAUCACUUCCAACUCGCAGUCAAAAGGCUACUGGUUAAAGAGUUGCGAAGAUGGUCCGACAACUCAAACAUCACGAGAAGAAACUUCUCAAGAAAACCGACCUCUACACCUACAAGUCAGACCAAGGCCACCGUACUGGUGAAAUCCAGCGCCGAUACGGAAUUACGGAUGUCGAAUAUAAUACGUACAAUGCGCUUUGCGGAUCGAUGCGCAAACUGGCAUACAAGCUCUCACAGAUGGAGCCCGAGGACCCUACACGGAGGAAGCUGGAGUCAGCUAUGCUAGAGAAGCUACACAACAUGGGUAUCAUUCAGAAGUCACGAGAGCAGGGCGGAGCGUUGUCCCAGGUGGAGCAUCUCACAGUGUCGGCUAUCUGCCGGAGGCGCCUGCCAAUCGUGAUGGUGAGAGAACAGAAGAUGAUUCAAUAUGUGGAUAAGGCCAUUGAAGCAGUUGCGCAAGGUCAUGUCCGCGUUGGCACGCAGGUUGUUCAGGAUCCCGCCACUUUGGUCACACGGAACAUGGUGGACUUUGUCCAAUGGGUUCCCAACAGCAAGUUCAAACUGGCUGGCCAGAAUUACCAUGGCAAGAGGGAUGAUUUCGACAGCUUGCAGUUGUAAAGGAAAGGUCCACUGAAGGCAGUGGAUUGAUUGCCUUGAAAAAGCAUUCUAAGCUGAAUAGAAUCCAACGAGAGUCUGCGGUGUGGUCGACUGCAACAGCUCACCACCAAUGGGGACCGUCAGCAGGACGCCGAAAGCGGCGACACUAUAGAUCGUGCCGUAGAAACGACCAUACUCCUCUGUGCGACACAACUGGCCAGCACACACGGGCGCAAGAGAUACCCAACCCCCCGAUCCAAACCCAAAGAUCGCAACUACCGCGUACAGCGUAGCUUCAUCGCGGGACCCAAAUGGAAUCCAUACGGCCGACAUGACAAGAAGGGUAAUCAAGGCCAGGAAGAGCAGGAUAUUGAAACGUCCCACUUGAUCCGCCGCAAAACCAGGCAACACUCUGCCCAUCAAACUCAUGCUAUUCAGCACAGUGAGCGAAUAGAACUGGACAUUGAGGUCCAGGCCCGUGUAGCGGACGUAGGUGGGUAAAAGUGCAGCACAGCCAAAGAUAAUGAAUUCGAAAGCGAAAACAGCCACGGCGAGAAAGCAAAGUCGGGGUUCUCGGAAUGCUCGGAAAUCAAUCAUGGCUUUGCUCACGUUCCCAGCCGGCAGUCGCCCCUUGACUAGGAAGAUUCCUG